Messenger RNA from Gryllus bimaculatus (two-spotted cricket), 366 nucleotides. The record is from the annotation of a GenBank genome assembly. NCBI's taxonomy places the organism in Eukaryota, Metazoa, Arthropoda, Insecta, Orthoptera, Gryllidae.
AUGCCUGAAAAUCGAGACCCUCUCUCGCUGAGGUCGGAGUCGGGGCAACGGUUCGCCCUUACGGCCUGGCCAGUCGGGGAGCCUUCAGAACGGAUGGUAUCGCUCCCGCCGGGCAGACAGGCAGUGCGAGCAGCGAAAAAGUCUGGGUUUUCUAAAGAACGACAGGCUUCUUCAAGAAAUUCUCUUUUUAAGGUGGCAGAUACAACCUCACCAGGAUCGACCAUCCCACCAGGAGAAUUUGAUUCAGAAGAACCUGAUAUGGUAUACACAGCACGUCAAAAAAUGGCAACUUUAAGUUCCUGUUUUGCCCAGCUAACACAUAAAGCACAAACUAUCUUUCAAAACAGUGCCAAAGUCGAGGCAUAG